AUGAAUUAUAAUGAUCAAAGUGUUCGAUUAAAACUUUUAGUUGAUGAUAGAAAUCGAUAUAAUAUUAUUGGUUAUAAUUGGAUUAACACUUUACAUUUAAACAAAACAACAUUAAAUGAUAUUAUUUCUAAUAAUACAAUUCUUAAUGUUAAUUCUGAAAUCGAAAAUUUCAAUCAACUUAUGAAUAAUUAUAAAGAUAUUUUCAAGGAAGGAUUAGGAACUUUCAAAAAUAUUAAACAAUUUCAUACUUCUCCACUUGCAUUAACACAUUAUGAUCCUUCUCUUCCAUUGGUUUUAGCAAUGGAUGUAUCAAAUACAGGUGUAGAAGCAGUAAUUUAUCAUCGUUAUUCAGAUUGUACAGAAAAAGCUAUUGUUUAUGUAUCCAAGACAAUUACACAAAUGAAGAGUCGUUAUGUACAAAUUGAAAAAGAAGCUCUUGCUAUUAUUUAUGGUAUUCCUACAACGUCAGCUAAUCGUCUUCAACGUUGGGCUAUUCGUCUUAUGGAUUAUACCUAUGAUAUUGAAUAUUGUUCAACAAAGAAUUUCGGUCAAUCUGAUGGAUUUUCUUGCCUACUGAUCGGAUCAGGUACAAGUUUUGACAAACAAGAUCCUAGUGAAGUUCAUCUUAUUGCUUCAAUUCAACAAGAAAAUCAAACUGAAUUAUCUCUUCGUAUGUCACAUAUUGCUAAAGCUACUCGAAGAGGUCCACUUCUUAUGCAUGUUUAUCAUUAUGUACUCUCAGGCUGA
This is a messenger RNA of Rotaria sordida, 747 nucleotides long. Lineage: Eukaryota; Metazoa; Rotifera; Eurotatoria; Philodinida; Philodinidae. The record is from the annotation of a GenBank genome assembly.